Molecule: messenger RNA, 801 nt
Organism: Cooperia oncophora
Lineage: Eukaryota; Metazoa; Nematoda; Chromadorea; Rhabditida; Trichostrongylidae
Source: the annotation of a GenBank genome assembly
AUGCGAAAUGGGGAGGAGUGUGUUGGGAAAUCGCACGUUGCAUUCAGGCUAUUAAAUUACAGGAAGGUAAAGUCGACUGCAGUUGAAAUCUCUCAAGAUAACCGCUUUGCGUUAACUAAUGAAAUGAACGAGGAAGAUAAGCGACUGAAAGGUGACAACGAAGGAGCAGAAGAAGACCACGAAGUUGAGGAAGUGGAGCAACACCUCCAGAAAGAAGGUGCAUCAGGAGAAAUCAACGACGAUGACGAUGAUAUUGAUAACCCAGAGUCCAAACAGAGGAAAUCAGGGGUCCUCUAUUUUUCUCGUAUCCCUCCGAAAUUCACACCGUCAAGACUACAAGAGUAUUUCGAGAAACAUGCGCCCGGCAUGAUUGGCAGGGUCCAUUGCACGCGUAACAAGAACGCAAAAACGAUUGAAAAUCGUUACUCCGAAGGAUGGUUGGAAGUAAAACGGAAGAAAGUGGCUAAAGCUCUCGCUGCUCGUUUUGACAACGCUCCUGUGGGUGGAAAAAAGAGAGACUACACGUCAAGUGUCUUAUGGAAUAUCAAAUAUCUCAGUUCUUUCAAAUGGGUCCAUUUGAUGGAACAACUACAGUACGAACGCACGAUAUCAAUGCAUCGUAUGAGCGCCGAGAUAGCACAAGCAAGACGAGUUGCGGCGCAUUUUGAAGAACAGGUUGACAAAGGGCGGCAUCUGAAGAGACUGGAAGAGAAGGCUCUGAAAGCCGGUGGUCUUUGGAACAAGUUCCAGCGUGAUAUUGAACAGCGGCACGUCGUGAAAUCGAAGAAAAAAAAAAGCUGA